Meloidogyne enterolobii is the source of this 674-nucleotide messenger RNA. Lineage: Eukaryota; Metazoa; Nematoda; Chromadorea; Rhabditida; Meloidogynidae. The record is from the annotation of a GenBank genome assembly.
UUGUUUUUCUUUUUUUCACUGGUUUUAAAUAAACACCGCCUUAUAAUUAAACUUGUUUGUGUUUUGUCGUGUGUCUUUAACUCUUAUUUUGUAUUUUACUUGUAUUUUCUCUUUAUAUUAAAUAAACCUGGAAUUAAAAAAAUAAACUUGGAUUAAACUUGAAAAUACAAACUUGGAAAUAAACCUUAAAAAUAAACUUGAAUUAAAACAAACAUUGAAAAAAAACUUCAAAAUAAACUUGGAUUAAAACAAGCAUUAAAACAAAACAUUAAACAAAACAUUUAAAUUUAAUGUUUUUUUCAGAAAUUAAUUGCAACAUUUCCCCAUCCCAACAAACAUCAACAAACCAACAACAAUUUUAUGAAAACAUGCGAAUCUCACAAACAUCCCCCCAUUCAUCCUCUAGUGAAACAACAACAACAACACCCAUAACAACAUUAACACCAAACAAAAGAAACUCAACAAAUACUUGUUGUGUUUCCGGAGGGAAAAAGGCAAGAAAAGCGCGAACAAUAUUUACUGACAAACAAUUGCAAGAGUUGGAAACAAUGUUUGAACAUAAGCGUUAUUUGUCUGUUACCGAUAGAAUGGAGUUGGCUAGAAGAAUGAAUUUGAGCGAUACUCAAGUGAAAACAUGGUAUCAAAAUAGAAGGUAUAAAAAUUUUUUGAAUUAA